Olea europaea var. sylvestris is the source of this 1729-nucleotide messenger RNA. RefSeq lists its product as uncharacterized. Gene Ontology annotation, molecular function: nucleic acid binding; zinc ion binding. Bases 308 to 1729 code for a protein of 473 amino acids. The transcript has 4 exons. NCBI's taxonomy places the organism in Eukaryota, Viridiplantae, Streptophyta, Magnoliopsida, Lamiales, Oleaceae. The record is from RefSeq and is a predicted model, not a curated record.
UUUACGCGAUUAGAUUUUGACUAGUAUUUGACCAUUGCUUUAUUAUCUUACAUAUACCAGCAGUACUAGCUUGUUGUAUAUAAUUUUAAUCCCAAAAUUUAAAUUUAAAAAAAAAUAGCUCAAAUUUUCAUUUUCGAUUACUUGCACUUUUUGUUCGUUGAUCUCUCUAUUACAUGUCAUUAAGUUGCUAUUAGAGUGCAUGUAGUUACAUAUUGGUCAUCUUGUCACUUCUAGCUCUAGUAUUUUAAACAUGAACCCCUCACAAUUCGAUGCACUCACCUGACAAAUAGCGGCUAUUCAAACUCAAAUGACCGCUACUCUUGAAGAGAGUAAGGGCCUAUCUGUUAGUUUGAAAAAUUUUAAACACAUCCCUCAUUCGAUUGAUGUUGAUAAUUCUAAGGUGUCCCAUAAUAGACAACAUCGUCGACAAGGUAAUCAAAAAUACUUUCGACCCGAUCGUAAGGAUAGGGAUAGGAAUAGGGAUCAAAUUCGUGAGCGAGAACGAGAUAAUUUUGAAAUUCUUACUCAAUGGAAUGCCCUUAAACAAGAAAAUCAAUUAGUGACUGAGUAUAUCGCGCAAUUUGAGGAAUUUCGAACCAAAUGUCAUUUAAUUGAGAAUGAGAGCACGACUUUGAGUAGGUUUAGCCAAGGUCUAAGAGAUGAUCUUAAGCGCGAGCUUUUCCUUCGAGGCGUCACUACUCUUAAUCACGCUUACUCUUUAGCUCGAGAUUAUGAGUUGAUUAUUAGUACUCCAUAUGAAAAGCGUGGUCAUCGUCAUUCACCCAUCUUAUUAGCGUCGCCUCAUCAUAAGUCCAUCAUAAAACCUUCUCCAUCUAAUAUUUCUCCUAUUUGGAAAAAUAAUUGUAAAGGUCGUGAUAGUCCAAGAUCUUCUUCUCCAGGUAGAAGGCAUAUUGACAAUCAUCCUUCGGUGUCACUGGCUCCACUUCCUCCCGCUAAGUCCCUUCUAGGACCUCCCCCGUCUGAUGUUCCUCCAAUUUUGAAAAAUAAGGGUAACAUUUUUUAUAAUCAUCAUUUGGCUUCAUUGGCUCCACCUCCUUCCGUUAAGUCCCUUCUAGGACCUCCCCCUUCUAAUGGUUCUUCAAUCUUGGAAAAUCAGGGUAGAAUUUCUAAAACUCCAAGGUCUUCUUCUAACUUGUUGUGCGUUAACUGUAAAGACUUUGGUCACAUUUCUUCUAAAUGUCCUAAUCGAACCUUAGUCAUGGAAAAACGAAAGAAUACUCUUCCCAAGACUUUGGAUACUAUACCCCUUAUCUCUGACAAUUCUCAAUCACAUGUUAUAUGUCAUACCCUUACCCAAGUUAAAGAGCUUGACGAUGUCACCAAUCACCCUUGGAAAAUCCGGUUGCCUGUGGUUAAUACUAAGGCAAAAUUAUCCACCACUGACCAACCUCAAAUUGAUGGUCAAAACAAAAGUACUAACCAAAAUCCUGACAAUUUAUUACAGUCUCUAGUCCAGGAAAAUCUUGAAAAUUGGGACUUGAUCCCUCCAAUUGUUCAAAUUGCAUAUAACGAUCCUGUGAACUGGUCUUUAGGUCUAAAACCCUUUGAAGUUAUUCUUGGUUGUGAACCUUUGAAACCUCUAAACCUUAUUCCCAUGCAUCCACAUGCUUGUGUGUCUAUGUCAGUUGAGCUUGUGUUGACCAAUAAUAAAGAGAUUCAAUGCUUUCUUGUUCGUUGGAUGGAUCGACUUGAUUCUGACGAUACAUGA